UCUCAGCGCUGCUAUAUUUAAGACGGUGCAGGCUCCAGGAUCACGUUCUUCCCUGUGCUCACUGGGCCAAGGGCACACAAAGACCCAGGACCCUCUCGCGCUAGGAUCUUCUCCCCAGAGACACCUGAGUGAAUACAGCUGCUUCUAUUGUCACUGUCACAGCCAUGACUCUGCCCCAUGGCCCCAGCGGCGUGGGGGAGCCCCGGCAGCCCCAGGUCAUGCAGGUCCACAAGUUGGAACAUCGGCAGGAGGAGGAGCAGAAGGAGGAGAGACAGCAGAGCCUGCACAUGGGCUCCUCGGUGCGGAGGCAUACCUUCCGCAGCAGGGAGGAAGAGCACCAGUUCAGUGCCGCCGACUACGCCCUGGCCGCAGCCCUGGUCCUCACAGCCACCUCAGAGGUGUCCAGGGAAGCUCAGCUGAGGCGCCAGACCUCCACUGUGGAGCUGGAGGAGCGUGGGCAGAAGCGGGUGGGCUUUGGCAAUGACCGGGAGAGGAUGGAGGUGGCCUUCCUGCGGACCCAGAGGCUGCUGCGCCAGAGACGCAACUGGAAGGCGAUGCGACAGCGGACGGAGGAGAAGGUCUGGGAGGCCAAGGAGCUGAGGGAGCUGUGUUCUGGCCGGGGCCCCUGGUUCUGGAUUCCGCUGCGCUCCCAUGCUGUCUGGGAACACACCACGGUCCUGCUGACUUGCACCAUCCAGGGCUCGCCGCCACCCCAGGUCACCUGGUACAAGAAUGAUGUGCGGAUCGAUCCCCGCCUCUUUCCUGCAGGAAAGUACCGAAUCACCAACAACUAUGGGCUGCUGACACUGGAGAUUAGGAGAUGCACCCUUGAGGACUCAGCCACCUACAUGGUGAAGGUAAAGAACGCCUACGGCCAGGCCUCGUCCUUCGCCAAAGUCCUCGUCCGCACUUACCUGGGGAAGGAGGCUGGCUUUGAUUCAGAGAUCUUUAAAAGAGCCAUGUUUGGUCCCAGUGUGGAAUUCACGUCGGUGCUGAAGCCAGUCUUUGCCCGUGAGAAGGAGCCCUUCUCCCUGUCCUGCUUGCUCUCAGAAGACGUGCUAGAUCCUGAGCAGAACAUCCAGUGGUUCCGAGACGGCCGGCUACUGAGGUCCUCAGCACUUCGGCAGAUCCUCUAUGCAGACUUCCAGGCGUCCCUGAAGGUGUCCUGUGCCUACAAGGAGGAUGAGGGGCUCUACACAGUGCGAGUAUCCUCCCCUUUUGGGCCCCAGGAACAGAGCACCUAUGUGUUUGUGAGAGACGCUGCAGCUGAGAAGCCGGGAGCUCCAGGCUCCCCACUCAACGUCCAGUGCCUGGAUGUGAAUAGGGACUGCCUUGUCCUGACUUGGGUCCCACCCAGCGACAACCGGGGCAGCCCCAUCAUCGGCUACUCCAUCGAGCGGUGCCAGGGUGAUUCCGAGGAAUGGGUGCCCUGCCAUGAAGCCCCUGGGGGGACCUGUCGGUGCCCAAUCCAAGGCCUCAUUGAAGGCCAGAGCUAUCGGUUCAGAGUGAGAGCUAUCAACAGGGCAGGCAGCAGCCUCCCCUCCAAGGCCUCAGAAGUGGUUGUCAUGGGCGACCAUGAUGCAGUCCGGAGGAAGACAGAGAUCCCCUUUGACCUGGGCAGCAAGAUCACAGUCAGCAUGGACGAUUUUGAAGAUGUUGUGACCAUCCCUUCGCCCCCGACCAACGUCCAUGCCAGUGAGAUCCGAGAGGCCUAUGUGGUUCUGAGCUGGGAGGAGCCGAGCCCCAGGGGCAAAGCCCCCUUGACGUAUUCCCUGGAGAAGUCAGUCAUAGGCAGUGGCACCUGGGAGGCCAUCAGCUCAGAAACUCCCGUGAAGUCCCCGAGAUUCGCCCUUCUGGACCUGGAGAAAGGGAAGUCGUAUGUCUUCAGAGUGCGAGCCAUGAACCAGUAUGGCAUGAGUGAUCCCUCAGAGCCCAGCGAGCCCAUCGCCCUGAGGGGCAAGCCAGCUACUCUCCCUCCUCCGGCUCAAGUUCAAGCUUUCCGAGACACGCAGACCUCUGUGUCCCUGGCCUGGGAGCCUGUGGAUGGCGGCACAGAGCUCCUGGGUUAUUAUAUCUACUCCCGGGAGACAGGUUCAUCCGAGUGGCAAACAGUGAACAACAAACCCAUCCAGGGGACUAAGUUCACAGUUCCUGGGCUGAGAACAGGAAAGGAGUAUGAGUUUUGUGUCCGGUCAGUCAGUGAGGCCGGGGUGGGUGAGAGCUCGGCCCCCACUGAGCCCAUCAGAGUCAAACAGGCUCUGGCCACCCCAUCGGCCCCAUAUGACUUUGCCCUUCUGCACUGCGGGAAAAAUGAAAUGGUCAUUGGGUGGAAGCCUCCCAGGCGUCGCGGAGGUGGCAAAAUCCUGGGCUACUUUCUGGACCAGCGUGAUUCCGAGGAGCUGGACUGGCACCCGGUCAGCCAGCAGCCUGUCCCAAGUCAGCUCUGCAAGGUCAGCAAUCUUCAUGAAGGCCACUUCUAUGAGUUCCGGGCCCGAGCUGUAAACUGGGCAGGGGUCGGUGAGCUGUCGGCACCCAGCAACCUGUUUGAGUGCAAGGAGUGGACGAUGCCCCAGCCAGGUCCCCCAUAUGACGUGCGGGUGUCCGAGGUCCGGGCCACCUCCCUGAUGCUGCAGUGGGAGCCCCCGCUGUACAUAGGCAGCGGGCCAGUCACAGGCUACCUUGUCAGUUGCCAGGAGGAGGGCUCUGAGGAGUGGAAACCAGUUACCCCAGACACCAUCUCUGGCACCCACCUCAGGGUGUCUGACUUGCAGCCAGGAAAGAGGUAUAUGUUCCAAGUACAGGCCAUGAAUUCAGCUGGGCUGGGACAACCGUCCAUGCCCACUGACCCCGUACUCCUGGAGGACAAGCCAGGUACCCGGGAGAUUGAGGUUGGUGUGGAUGAAGAGGGCCGUAUUUACUUGGCUUUUGAAGCCCCGGAGGCCCCUGACUCCUCAGAGUUUCAGUGGUCCAAAGACUACAAGGGUCCACCAGACCCCCAGAGGGUGGAGAUCGAGAAUGAACUAAACAAGUCCAAGGUCAUCCUGAAAGAACCGGACCUUCAGCAUUUGGGCACUUACUCCGUCAUAGUCACUGAUGCUGACGAAGACAUCUCCGCAAGCCACACACUGACAGAGGAAGAACUGGCCAAGCUAAAGAAGUUGAGCCACGAGAUCAGAAACCCAGUGAUCAAGCUGAUCUCAGGCUGGAACGUGGACAUCCUCGAGCAAGGAGAGGUGCGGCUCUGGCUAGAGGUGGAAAAGCUGUCACCGGCAGCAGAGCUGCACCUCAUCUUCAACCAGCAGGAAAUCUUCAGUUCACCGAACCGCAAAAUCAAUUUUGACCGUGAGAAGGGCCUAGUGGAAGUGAUCAUCCAGCACUUGACCGAGGAUGACAAAGGGUCCUACACCGCUCAGCUACAAGAUGGAAAAGCUAAAAACCAGAUCACCCUGGCCCUGGUGGACGAUGAUUUUGACAAACUUCUGAGGAAGGCAGAUGCUAAGAGAAAAGACUGGAAGAGAAAGCAGGGUCCCUAUUUCCAGGAGCCUUUGCAGUGGAAGGUCACAGAGGAUUGCCAAGUGUUGCUGACAUGCAAGGUGACCAAUACUAAGAAGGAGACUCGCUUUCAGUGGUUCUUCCGGAAGAGAGAGGCACCAGAUGGUCAGUACGACCCGCAGACGGGAGCAGGACUUCUUCACAUUGAAGAUCUGUCCAAAGAGGACCAAGGAACUUACAGGGCAGUGGUUUCUGAUGACCGAGGGGAAGACGACACCAUACUGGACCUCACAAGUGAAGUCCUUGAUGCUGUCUUCACUGAACUGGGCAGGAUUGGUGCCCUCUCUGCAACACCACUGAAAAUCCAGGGCACUGAAGAGGGGAUCCGGCUCUUCAGCAAGGUCAAGUACUACAACGUGGACUACAUGAAAACUGCCUGGUUCCACAAAGACAAGCGCUUGGAGAGUGGUGACAGGGUAAGGGCGGGCACCACCCUGGAUGAGAUCUGGCUCCAUAUCCUAGACCCCAAGGACUCAGACAAGGGCAAGUACACCCUGGAAAUAACUGCUGGGAAGGAAAUCCGGCAGCUCUCUGCAGAUCUCUCAGGGCAAGCUUUUGAUGAUGCCUUGGCUGAACACCAGAGACUGAAGGCCUUGGCCAUCAUUGAGAAGAAUCGUGCCAAGGUAGUGAGGGGACUGCCGGAUGUGGCCACCAUCAUGGAAGAUAAGACCCUGUGCCUGACCUGUGUCAUCUCAGGAGACCCCGCUCCUGAAAUCUCUUGGUUAAAGAAUGACCGGCCUGUCACCUUCCUUGACCGCUACCACAUGGAGGUGAAGGGAACAGAGGUCACCAUCACCAUCAAGAAGGUCACCAGUGAGGACAGCGGGCGCUAUGGUGUCUUCGUCAAGAACAAGUAUGGCUCGGAGACGGGCCAGGUCACCAUCAGUGUGUUCAAACACGGGGAUGAACCCCAGGAACUAAAGAAGAUGUGAUGGGUACAGCCCAUGAGAUCCAUACUGCAUGGGCCAGCGGGGUCAACUGCCAGGACAUAGCCUGGCUCCGGUCACAGGGUGGGGCAGAGAGAAGGGGACAGGGUGGAACCCAGUGCAUGAGGGAGGGGGUGGAGUGGACACACCAAAGGGGAGAAGCAAGGAUCUCAUUGGGGUCCUGAGAGGCCUCCAGGGUGGCGGGCAGGCCCAGGACUUGGAAUAGGAAACUCAGAUGCAAGACUGAGUCUCUACUCAGCUCUACCUGAGCCCUGACUUUCUCAUCUAUCAAACGGGCAUUCCUACCCAGUCUAGGGCUGGUUUGCCAGUGUUCUCAACCAGAGGCAUCUUUGCUUUGCAGAGGGACAGUUGGCAGUGUUUAUAUUUUUGAUGGUCACAACCGGAGGUAUCUAUUGGUAUCUAGUCACAUGAGGCCAUGUAUACUGCUAAAUAAACACUGCAACCCCUGUAUAAAUUAUCCAGCCCCGAAUGUCAGUAUUACCCAGGUUAAUGAACCUGCCAUAAACCAGUCAGCACAGUUCUCCUCUUUUAAGAUCUGAUUGUUUCCAUUCUCACAAAUUCAACAAACACUGGAAGUCCAGCAUGUUCUGAUUGCAAAUGACACCGGGAAUAUAAAGAUAAAUGACACGCAGUUCCCGCCCAUGAGAAGGACUCUGUCCAAUAGGGAGGAAGACCUGGAUGCAAAUAACUCCAGGACAAGGCAGGAGAUGAUGAAGAGUAUAAGACAGAUCUAAGUAAAGUGACAGCAGUGGGCAGAGAAGAGAGACGGAUGAUUGUCACAGUUGAGGGAACUUCCCAUACUGGGUAGAACUGGUGUUGGACCCUGCCAAUGAGUCCAAUUUGGCCAUGGAGGUGGGAGAAAGACACGUCAGGAGCAGGCAUGGUAGGAGCAAAGGGGAGAGGAGGGGUGAGGCUGCCUGGGUGACUCUGGAUGCCAGGUGUGCAGCCCAGUGGGACAGAUGCUGGUUGACCUUGCUUGGUGGAUCUCGAUACAGAGCUGGGCAUUUUCCUGCCCUCCAGUUUCCUCCUUUUAAAAGAUAAGAUGGGGGUAGUAUAAAAUUAUAGAUGUUUGUGGUAAAUUUUUAGAAAACCCUGGAAAUUAUAAAGGAAAAAAUAAAAACCACCUGUA
Messenger RNA from Castor canadensis (American beaver), 5628 nucleotides. It is a transcript of the gene Myom3, whose product is annotated as myomesin 3. NCBI's taxonomy places the organism in Eukaryota, Metazoa, Chordata, Mammalia, Rodentia, Castoridae. The record is from RefSeq and is a predicted model, not a curated record. Gene Ontology annotation, molecular function: protein binding.